GUUUCACGCCGACGUACAGAAUUGAGAGGAUUGAUAUAUGUAUAUAUACACAUACAAAGAUAGCAGGAUACAUUUAUGAGCUUACCCGAGCAGUGUUUUUACUCCACAGUCCGGUAAUUAACCCACGCAGAACCCAAACACUCACCUCGAAAGCGCUGUUUGGCCCCUCAUGGUAGUCCUUCAACCUGUUGUUGCUCAAUGUCUCUGGCCAAAAUCCAGGGCUUGCAUUAGGGCAAUGCCAAGCACGUGUUCUCACCAAUGACGAUUGUCGAUGUUCGGAUCAGCUGCAGCUGGCAACAGCAAACCUGGGAGGUUUGGCGGAUUGCUGGCUCUGAUAGGGCGAAAGCAACGAAAUACCAAAAAAGAAGAGCGAACUUAAUUAACCUGGAGUUUUACUUGGGAUCGAAUCCGCGGAGGAAGAGAGAGAGGUUUGUUAUCCGUUCACCCAUCCGUCCCUGAGAGUGUAGCUACACUACAUCUCAUUCUCUUUUACCGAGUACCCAGUUCUCGAUAUCGCGCCUCCACCACGUCUUCUCCGCAUAUCUGAGACUCUCUUCCUAGCCACUUCCUCAUCCCCAUCCGCCGUAAGCCAGGUUAUGAAAUGCCAGACCCCGUCGCUGGCGCGGGGAAAAUGAUUUCCGCCACAAAACGGCAUAGCGACGAGAACCCUUACGAGCGGUCUCUGAGCACCAGUUCCGAUUCCCUCUCCUCCUCCCGCUCAGGUCACCAUUCCACCCGUCAGGUGGCUUCUACCUCUACUCCCGCUCCAAGCGAAGAUACCCCGAUUGCAACAUCCAAUGGUCGAGGGACGGAGAGGAAUUAUCGAUCGACUGAGUAUGCUGGUGGCGAUUAUUCACAGCAACCCGCGCAAACUCCACAACCACAACGGAAAGCAUCUAUGCACGGGCGUGAUAAUGGACCUGAUGAGCAAGGGUCGAGCAAUGCAAGAGAAGGAGGAGCAGGAGCCAUAUCUCGCCAGUAUAAGCGGAUAGUGGAAAAAUAUGGCAGUGUCGAGCUGGAGAAUAAGGGAAGCGUCGCAAGAGAUCAUUUGGCACUUGAACGCACAUUCCUCGCCUGGCUCCGCACAUCCCUCGCCUUCGCCUCGAUCGGCAUCGCAGUCACCCAACUCUUCCGCCUAAACAGCACCAUCUCAGAAUCAAACGCCCAUCUCCUCUUCGACCCUUCACAAGCACAAGUACAACAACAACCCCCACCCCCUUUCUCCACAAACAACCCCCUCUACUCCGAACACCGAUACAUCCUUCCCCCCCCUCUCCCCGCCGACCUUAUCUCCGACCACCACCACCAGCAGCAAACAACCCACACAACCCCCAUCUCAACAGCCGCCAACGAUAUCCUCCUACACAUCCAAAGCGGCAAACGCAUGCGCAGCCUCGGCAAGCCGCUCGGCGCCACCUUCCUCAGCAUUGCCAUCGUGGUCCUCCUGAUCGGCUUCCACAGAUACUUCGAGGGCCAGUACUGGGUUAUCCGCGGCAAGUUCCCCGCGAGCAGGGGCAGCAUUGCCCUUGUGGCGUUCAUUGCGGGGUCGCUGAUGGUUAGUUGUCUGGUGGUCAUCUUGACGAUUUCGCCGGGGGCGUUGGAGCGGUGAUAUAUAUAUAAACAUAUAUAUAUAUAUGUGUGUGUGUGUGUGUGUGUGCGUUGCUUGUCUUGCCUUGUUAUUUUUUAUAUCUCUUCUGUUGUCUUUUUUAUUUAAUCAUUUAUUGAUGGCUGGAUUUUCUCACGUUCCAUGUGUGGUGUGGAUCAUUGCUAGAUGAAAUUUGCCUUGUGUAGUGUACAUAUAGGAUGGUAUUUUAUCAUUUACAUACAUACAUACAUGUACAUACGUACGGACGUACGUACUGGGGGAGGGGACGGAUAUAUGGAAACUGACAAGACGGCCGGCGGGCGCGAUUACGAGUUGGUUUUUUUUUUCCCCCUUUCUUUUUUCAGCCCACUAUACCUUAAUCCGCGAGUCUAAUACCCUUCCCCCAUGUUUAGCAUCUAACAAGAAACAUACCAUACCCCGUUUAUUUUAUUCAAAGAAAAGGCGGUAGAAUGGAUUUAUAAGAAACAUAUCAGCUGUGAUAAUACCUAUCUAAUUCAUCAGUUGAGCGGAAAUCAUAACCUAUGUAUGUAUGGGCUAUCACGGGAAGACUUAUCUCCACAUAUUAGUCUCUAUAUACCAUACCUGUCCGAAAGAAGAUGGGUAGAAAUAUCUAAGUAGGGAGCGAAUUUCCUCUGAUACAUACAUUCCUCCUAUACCUAUACAUUACAGACUACAGAGUACAUACAUACUAUCUAUAGGUAUCAAUAAAGAGUAACGAAAAGAAACAUUAUUCUGUAUUUUUUUUCCUAUAGCGAUGCUAUGGUCUAGUUUCUUUAUUCUUUCUUUCCUUCUUCCUGUCUUCAUGAUUAGAACGAGCGGAACAUAAAAGUAAAAACCAA
Molecule: messenger RNA, 2445 nt
Organism: Blastomyces gilchristii SLH14081
Lineage: Eukaryota; Fungi; Ascomycota; Eurotiomycetes; Onygenales; Ajellomycetaceae
Exons: 2
Coding region: 602-1609 (335 amino acids)
Source: RefSeq, a predicted model, not a curated record